AUGUCCGCCUGCCAUCGAGUCUUAGGCAUCGUCGAGCUUGUCGAGUUCAUUAUAUUCGACCUACCAAUCAAAGACAUUUUGACAGUACAACGAGUUUCCACCACGUUCCGCGACUCUAUCAAAGCAGCGCCGAGAUUGCAGCACGCCCUCUUCAAUCGCACGACUGCCAUGUCACCCGACUACCAUCGUUGCAAGGCCCUUGACGACAUCAACCCUAUCUUUCUCUCAAGAUCACGCACCAAGAGCAGCAGACCCACAGUCAAUCUCCCGCUCAAGCUCCAUAUCUACCACGACUUCUACUACUUCCCAGGCGAGAUCGACCGAACCGCUUGCGCAUCCUUUCAAAAUGUCCAAUCGACCUAUCUCCAAGAUGUCCAAUACCAACAAGGCUUCUUGGUUAGACAUGUACUUACAACGAGUACAGCACCAGGUCAAAGUAGUGCUACAUUGCGACACGACAAGCGAGGACAUGAGAAGGAGGUUGUCCAUUGGAGCAGACGUGACUACCGAGGCUCUCACAGUGAGGGAGCUGUUGGCGCUGGCUGUGAGUAUGCGGCGUGCGGCGUAUCGAUUCGAGAUGGAGAUGACUGGGGGCCGGGAGAGCUGGAAUUGGAUUGUGUCUGGAUCAGGAGGAAGAAAGUUCGAGUGGAAAGCGGAUUUUGGUGCGAGCAGAGGGAGAAGAUGGUCAAGACUCCGGAGUUCGUGUGGCAUCGAGCAUCAUAG
Fulvia fulva is the source of this 723-nucleotide messenger RNA. RefSeq lists its product as uncharacterized. The transcript has a single exon. Bases 1 to 723 code for a protein of 240 amino acids. The record is from RefSeq and is a predicted model, not a curated record. Lineage: Eukaryota; Fungi; Ascomycota; Dothideomycetes; Mycosphaerellales; Mycosphaerellaceae.